AUGGGACAGUCCACAUCAAAAACAUUGUCUCAACGAGACCGGAAUAUCGGCCAAGUCAUCCUAAACCGAGCAGAUGAGCGAGCUCACCAACCUAAAAACGAGCACACAAAUAACCUAAAUGCUCUUAAUGCAGCUACCCAGCUUGAUAUAAUGAGAACUUACAUCGGAGACAUCGGCCUCGAUGCCACGCAGCAAGAUCUAUCCAGAUUCAUAAACGUAUGCCACCUUGCCUUCGACGGCAGAGGUACAUCUCGAGUCAAGAAACAAGCCGUGAACACGAUCCUCGGGCAGGAAGCGCAGAUGCUCCGUGUGAGGGAUGUGCUUGAAUACUUGACGAACAAGGGGUAG
Molecule: messenger RNA, 348 nt
Organism: Aspergillus ruber CBS 135680
Lineage: Eukaryota; Fungi; Ascomycota; Eurotiomycetes; Eurotiales; Aspergillaceae
Exons: 1
Coding region: 1-348 (115 amino acids)
Source: RefSeq, a predicted model, not a curated record